CACACACGUAACACGUAUCGACUGUGGGGAAACAGAAGUAAAACCUGUUGCUCCAUCUGUGUGAGUUGCCUCGUUUCAGUGCAGUGAUGCAGCUCACCCUGCUGCUUCAGUUGUGUCUCUUGGGUCUUGGCUUGUCUGUGGCCAGUCCUGGUAGGAGGUUUCUGAUGGGGUUUCCUCCUCAUAAUGACCCUACAGUAAAUGUCAGCCAUCAAGUAAUUGUCACAGCUUUGGAUGUUUGGACUUCAGUGACUGUGAAGGUUCUGGAAAGUAGCUUCAUGCAGCAGAUCUUCCUCCCUGCUAACAAGUCAAAGACGAUUCACCUGCCACCUGCAGUGGAAAUUAAGAGUGAUCACUCCUCCCACAUUCUCAGUGUGACGUCUGUACAGCCUGUCACGGUACUUGCCUCAUUUUGUACCCAGUUUGGCUGUGACCACAGUCUCCUUUAUGAUGUGUCCUCCUGGGGGACCAGCUACUACCCCAUUACUCCUCACUUCCCUAACAAGACUCAUGUCAGCCAGCUGGUGAUCACCAGUUCAGACCGCGAAACAUUAGUGGAUAUCUUCCUCUCAGGGGAAGUGCUCUUUAAAGGCAAUAUUCACCCCAAGGGUAGUGUCCUUAGGCUACAUUUAGGGGUGCUGCAGAGUGUUAGCCUUCAGAGCAGUUCCAGUUUCUCUGGAUCACAGUUGAACUCCCAAGAAGCUGUGGGUGUCGUAGUUGGCUUCACAUGCUCCAAACACUCACCAGGGGGAUGCUCGUAUGGAUUUUCUCAGUUGAAACCAGUCUCUCUCUGGAGUUUUAACUAUAUUAUCCCUCCAAUAAAUGACACACAAAUGACUUUGAGUUUCCUGCUAGCAAUGACUAGUGUCAACACCGAUCUGCGCGUCACACACGGCACCGUACAACAGAAUGUGUCCCUUCCUGUUGGUGUUAUGAAGACCAUUACGAUUGUGACUUCAGAUAAAACCCGCAUUAGUAGUGACAGUCCUCUUCAGCUUGUUUACUUCAGACUUCACAACGGACAGCGUCCUUCAACUCUAAUAGUGCUUCCGUCUGUAGCUGAUAUCUGUCAGCCUGUAGCUAUGUUUGAUUCAGGUGAUAUGAGUGAGUGGGGAGAUAACAGCAAUAACACGGAAGAUUUAAAGCACGGUGUUGAAUUCUCAAAGCAGCCCAACUUUGCUCGGCUGCCUGAUAAUCCAGAGUCCAGUUCUCUUCACCCAGAUGCAGGGCUCCAUCUGAGCAACGUGAACGGAUGGUUGUAUCCAGCAGUAUGUGGAAAAGCUGCAGCUUCUUGUGAAGAGUUACACUGUAGUCCCAAACAGAAGUGCUCUGUCAAACAUGGAACACCCCUCUGCUCUUUGGAAACUAAAAUAUGCUCUGCAUGGGGUGAUUCUUUUUAUCGCACAUUCAGUGGAAGAGAUUUUGUCUUGCAGGGAAACUGCAACUACACUUUAGUUCAGACUUCCUGUCCUGGCUUAAAUACGUCUGUUCCACUUGAGAUUAACAUGGCCAGAGCAUAUUUGAACAGCGCCACUCUCUCCACCAUCCACACAGUGCAGAUAAGCAUCAUGGGCUUUAAUAUCUCCAUAGUUAAAGAUGAGAAAAAUCAUGUUAGAAUUAACAGGCUGAAGAAGAACCUACCUCUCACCUUGGGGAAUGGGUCACUCAGCUUGUAUGCGAGUGGAUCCAGUGUUGUCUUGGAGGCUGUUUUUGGUUUGGUUCUGCGCUAUGACUGGAAGCACCAUCUCCAGGUUGAAGUUGGCCCAGCGUUUUAUGGACGCUUGUGUGGUUUGUGUGGAAAUGCACUACAUGCCUCCUCAGAUGACGCAAUGGCUACUACAGGCUCUGAUAAAACCCACGCUGUGGAUUUUACCCUGCCGUGGGUGGUGGACAGUGCCACUGGCUCCUGUAUUGAAAACUGCGGUGGUGUCUCAUGUGCAGUGUGCAGCCGAAGCACAACCAAAACCUCUUCUGGCACUAAACGUAACUUCUUUGAGAUUGGAUGCACUCUACUGCAGAGGAGUGGUGGACCUUUUGCAAACUGUCACUCCUAUAUUGAUCCAGAGCCAUUUGUCCGCAGUUGUGUGGACAGCGUCUGUGUCAAUGGAGCUGCUUCUUCACUGUGCAAGGUCUUUACAGCUUAUGCCAGCAUUUGCCAGAAAGUUGGGGCCAGAGUCUACAACUGGAGAUCCAUCUCAAAGUGCCCUAUGGCAUGUCCUAUGAACAGUCACUAUGAGAUUUGUGGCUCUGCCUGCCCAGCUACCUGUAGUAACCCAGAGGCCCAUCAUAAUUGCACACUGCCUUGUGUGGAGUCAUGCCAGUGCAAUAAGGGGUAUCUGCUGAGCAGUGGGAGCUGCGUACCACACAGCAAAUGUGGUUGUGUUCACCAAGGUUCCUACUAUCUCCCCAAAGAGAACUUCUGGACUGAUGAGCAGUGCCAAGAGGAAUGUGUCUGCCAGCCUAACUCCAAGAAAGUUAUGUGUGCUCACUCUAAUUGCCAGGAAGGCAAAAUGUGCAAGGUUCUAAAUGGAGUCCUGGGUUGUCAGGUGCAUGGGCCUGGUGUAUGCAUUGCUAAAGGAGAUCCUCACUACACCACCUUCGAUGGACGGAACUUUGAUGUCAAUGGCAACUGUACAUACCUACUCACUUCUCACUGUCCUGCCUGGGGAGACUUGGAAGACUUCAAUGUGGAGGUCCAGAACCAGAUGAAAAAUUCUACCAAUGUUUCCUUUCACUGGGUUAAAAUGCUUGUCUCUGGUUAUUCUAUUGAGUUGUCAAAUGAUUGGAGUGACCAGGUUAAGGUGAACGGCCUGCUCCUACAUUUUCCGUAUGUGUUGAGUCGAGGCAAAAUUAACCUCUACGUGACUGGACUGUCAAAAUGUAUAGAGACUGACUUUGGUGUGAUUGUGACGUACAGCUCUCACAGCCUCACUGUUCAAAUGCCAAGAAUUUUCUCGGGUACUCUCUGCGGCCUCUGUGGGAACUUUAAUGGUAAUCCACAUGAUGACCUGAUGCCCGACGAUGACACUGACAACUCUCAGGCCGUUAGCUAUUGGCAAACCAGCCAUGAUGAAUGUGUGUAUGUACCUGCGAACACCUCAGGUUGCAGUUCACAAGAUAUGGCUCUUUACCAGGGAAAAGAUUUCUGUGGGAGGUUACUGGAUGCACAGGGGACAUUCCAGAGCUGCCACAAAACCAUUGAUCCACAAGAUUUCUACGAUAACUGUGUUCACGACCUCUGUUAUGGCAACGAGACUACCCUAUGUCAGAUUCUGUCUAGCUAUGUUUCUUUAUGUCAAGAAAUGGGAGUUUUAGUGGCUGAAUGGAGGGCUUCCAACUUUUGUUAUCUCUCUUGCCCACCUAACAGUGAAUACCACCUUUGCUCUAGUCAUGUGUCUGACUGUGUAGAAAGCCCUCAAACUCCUCAUGGACUAAAAUGCAAAGAGGGCUGUUUCUGUAAACCUGGAUUUUUCUACAGUGGUGACAAGUGUGUACCAAACUCUGAAUGUGGCUGCAUUUAUGAUGGUGUUUACCGCGAAAUCCACGAGAGCUUCCACCCUGAUGAACACUGUCAGCUGCACUGCGUCUGUGUGAGCCACAACAGAGUGCAAUGUACCAAGUUUACAUGUCAAAAUGGAACAAAAUGUACCAUCCUGGAUGGCCACAGGGCAUGCCACGCAUUAUAUCCUGUUAAAUGCACAGUCAUGGGUGGCAGACAUUUCAGGAGCUAUGAUGGAGAUAACUUUGAUUUUAAUAUGGGAAGCUACCGUUAUGUUCUGUCACAGGCCUGUGACGACGAAGAGGAGUCAGACCCCACUGUUGUUUUCCAGCAAGGUCAGCUGUACAUCAGGGUUUAUGGACUGAACAUUUCAUUAGAGAUGGAACAUCUGGGGAAAGUGAAGAUCAAUGGUGUUCUGAGGGGUACGCCUGUCCAGCUGGCUCAUGUAGUAAUACUGCGUUCUGGCAUGCUGAUCCGUGUUGUUGUAGACACUGGAGUUGUUGUCACUUAUGGAGGUCCUAAUCUGGUACAAAUAGCAGUUCCGGCUGUUCAUAGACAAAUGUGUGGCUUGUGUAAAAACGUAGCUGCUGAUAUGAAAAAUGGCAAACAAAAAGUCAAUGGUAGUUUUGCAAAUGAAGGUCCCAUCUUUGCAUCUUCCUCGUCACUUUCACCGCCUAGAAUUAACUGUUCUGAUGAAUGGGGUUCUUGUCCAGUGUGCAACUCUAGCAUGACAGCUGAAUUUGCAUCAGAUAGUCUCUGCGGCAUGCUGCUUUCUUCUGCAGGAUCCUUUAGUCAGUGCCACUCCACUGUGGACCCAAGGCCCUUCUUUAGGAAUUGUGUGAAUGACUUGUGCAUGUCUAAUGGGAGCAAAGAGUUGUUUUGCAGUAGGUUGAUGGAGUACAGUUUUGCAUGCCAGGAUGCAGGAGCUAUGGUCAAACCCUGGAGGGGUGCAAAGUGCACGCCCUCAUGCCCUGAAAACUCACACUACAAUAUAUGUGUCGAUGCAUGCCCUGAGUCCUGUGGUAUUUUAUCCGAUAUCACCUGCCCUUGGCCCUGCUAUGAGGGGUGUCGAUGUGACCCUGGACAUGUGCAGAGUGGAAAUGGUUGCGUCACAUCUGAGCAAUGUGGUUGCCUUUACCAUGGAUACUACUAUGAGAUUGGGGCUAUAUUGUGGGCAGAAGGAUGCUCUGAGCGGUGUAACUGCUCUGCAGCCAACACGAUGUGCUGUGAGCAAGCUUCAUGCCCUGAGGGAGAGAGCUGCACCCUCAACAAUACCUGGGGCUGUGCAAGGAACGCUGGUGAUAAUAAAACUUGUGAGAACGGAGAAACUUGUGUCCAGAACACGUCUCAGCAAAGGCAGUGUUGGGUACUUGGAGGGGCCCACUUCUACACUUUUGACAGACAAAUGUUUGAGUUUCAAGGAAACUGUACCUACACUCUGAUCCAUUUAUUAAAUGACACCAGUGAAAGUAAUACAUUUUGGGUCAGGGUAGAGAAAGACAGGACCCCCCACGAGACUUCCUCUGUCAAAGCUAUUCAUGUCAAAGUGGCUGAAGACAAAAUUACUGUGUUCAGAGGGGACAGAGGCUCUGUUUGGGUAAAUGGUGAGAAAAGGCCUCUGUCCGCGACUCUACAGUUUGGACUUGUGAAAAUUCAUCGCACUGACGUGUUUGUUGUUGUGGAAACCAGGCAAGGCGUCCAAAUCAAAUAUGACUGCUCUGACAUUGCCACAAUCCUGUUGUCCAGCAAAAUAAAAGUCAGUGGUAUAUGUGGGAAUAAUAAUGGCAUCAAAGAGGACGACUUCAGAACUCCACGUGGUGAGAUUGUAGAUGCUGCGACAUUUGCCUGGAGCUGGAGAGUCCCUGAGCCGGAAACUCGGUGUACAGCAGAUUGCGGUGACACAUGCCCGCACUGCUCUGCCGAACAUCUACAGGAAAGAGAUCUAGCCAAUGAAUGGAUAUCCUUGCAUGAGUACCUUUGGUCACCUCAAAACCCUUUCUAUUUAUGCCACAACCUUUUUAACUACACUACAAUCUCAACAACAGUGAGCAUGUUUGACCUAUGUUCUAAUAAUGAUACUCAGCAGGCCCUCUGCUCUACUUUGGAGGCUUAUGCUGCUGCCUGUCGAAAUGAUACAGCUCACAUUGUAAAGUGGAGGAACAGCACCUUCUGUCCUAUAUCCUGCCCAGUGAAUAGCCAUUAUGAGUCCUGUGGCACAGCUUGCCCUGCCACCUGCGAGUCCCCGCUCGGUUCAGGCCCCUGCACCCAGGCUUGCGUGGAGAUGUGCCAGUGCAACCAAGGUUUUGUUCUGGAUAGUGACACCUGUGUCCCCUUGUCUCAGUGUGGCUGCACACACAACGGCGACCGUUACCCCAGCAACCAGACCUUCUGGGCUGAUGAGAGGUGCACUGAAAAAUGCGUCUGUGACCCUCGCACCCGACAGAUACGCUGCAAUCAGAGCUCUUGCGGCUCUGAAAAAUAUUGCGGCGUCCGGGACGGAGUUAGAAGCUGUACGCGGAAACCCCGAGGCACGUGCCUGUACACUGGUCAUCACAUAAUCACCUUUGAUCGACACGACUAUGAUUUUCAUGGCACCUGCCAGUACCAGUUACUGGGAGUCACUGGACAGAAUCGAGACCUCAGUGAAAUACAGGUUCACGUACAGACAGAUGGACACAUGGGGUCAGCGCUUCAUGCCCUGGUCAAUGUGAGUGGAGUUUUUGUGGAGCUUAACAGCAAAAACAUGAAUAACAUAGAGGUUGAUGGUGUCAAGAGGAACUUGCCCUGUCUCUUAAGUGCCACUGCACUGGCCUUUUCUUUGGGGCUGCACACUUACAUAUACAUGAACCCUGGCUUUGAAUUUAGUCUCAGCAUAGAGGGAAUAGUUGCAAUACGUCUCUCUCAGAAAUAUGCUAAUGCUACUAGUGGGCUCUGCGGUAACUUCAACGCUGAUCCUACUGAUGACCUCAUAGCCAAUGGCACCAAGGAUCUUCUAACCCCUGGCGAGUUUGCAAAGCUUUGGAGGAGUGGGCAGAAUCCUUGGUGUGUGGAGGGCUGUCUAGGAGGAAGUUGUCCAAAUUGUUCAUCUGAACGUCUGGCCCGCUUCUCUGACCCAGAGGCUUGCGGAAAGAUUCUGGAAGUUAAUGGACCAUUCAGACACUGUCACGGCAAAGUGGACCCCUCCAGCUUUUACACGCGCUGCGUCACUGACCUGUGUCUUCACGGAGGUCUCCAGACUGCUCUGUGUCACUCCUUAGCAGAUUAUGCUGCUGUCUGCUUUUCCCGCAAGGCUACAGUUUAUGCCUGGAGGAGGCCGGGAUUUUGCUACCAGUCAUGUCCCUCUAGUACCAGCUACAACAUGAGUUCUGCCCCUGUUCACCUCUGCCUGGUCUGGCAGAAUAACACAGUAGAGGUGCCUCCAAACAUCGGGGAGAACUGCCUGUGUGAAGCAGGUUUAGUUCGCAGUGGCAACCUCUGUGUCACUCCAGAAAACUGCGGCUGCUUGCACCAUGGGGAAUACCUGAAAGCAGGACAGGAAGUGUCUACAUGUCAACAAAGCUGUUUAUGUCACGCCGGAGGACACAUGACAUGUCAUAAGGUUUCCUGUGGAGAGGAUCAGGAAUGUAAGCUUAUUAGGGGUGUUCAAGGUUGUCACCCAAAACCCAAAGAGGCCUACUGCUCUGUUGAUGGAUCCCAGUACACCACAUUUGACGGAAAGGCAUUUGAAUUUUAUGGUUCAAGCAACUACACUUUGGUGCAGAUGUGCUCUCUCAAGAAAGCGGAUGUACAGCCAAUUUUGAUAGCAGCAGAGGGAAACCGUACUCUGGGCAGGCAGCUCCACCUGCAAGUCGGUGAAAUGUAUUUUCAGACGUCAAAAACUUUUCCUGGAAAAAUUCAGGUAAAUGGAGUUUAUGAGAACCUGCCAUUCUCCCAAAACAACAUCACCAUACAUAAGGAAAAUGGAUGGAUAACAAUCAAGGUUCCUCAGUCCGUUGAGCUUAUUUCUGACCUUCAAAGCCACAUUCUGAUAAAAAUCCCAAACAUCUACCAACGGACAACCUGUGGGCUUUGUGGGAACUACAAUGAUGAUCCUUUGGAUGACCUGCAGCUGCCCAACGGUGUCAUGACCUCUAACCUUCCCACAUUUGGGCCACCGUGUUUCUAUGAUGCCAACUCAUCCUGCAGCAACACGUGUGGCAGCUCCUGUCAAAUUUGUCAGGCACCUGUGCCAGAGUACACAUCUGUCCUGUACUGUGGCCUUCUCACCAAUCCCUCUGGACCAUUUGCUCCUUGUCACCACUUAGUGUGCUCACAAAAAUACUAUUCACUCUGCAUGAGGAGCCUUUGCAUUGCAGAGGGGCAACGCUGGGCCCUGUGUGAAGCACUGUGGGCCUAUGAGGCAGCAUGUAAGGUGACAGGAGGAGUAGUUGACUUAUGGAUGAACACCACUGGCUGCACUUAUAAAUGUCCUCGAUCCAGUCACUACAGCCCGUGUGCCAACGUUUGCUCCUCAGUAUGCCCUGAGAUUUUGCAGGAAGUGCAGUGUCCUGAAAAUUGUGAGGAAGGCUGCCAGUGUGAUGCGGGACACCUUUAUGAUGGCGCUGCCUGCGUACCAGCAGAGCACUGUGGCUGCAUGCAGGAUGGGAGGAAGUUUAAGCCAUCUGAGAGCAAACUUUUGCACAAUUGUACUGUGAACUGCACAUGUGGGCCUCCUCUCAUCUGUGAGCAACAAUCAUGUCCUCCCCUGCACAGCUGCAAAUUUUUACAUGGAGUCAUGGGCUGUCACGAAGAUGUGCCUAACAUGGAUCCAUGUGAAGGAAAAUGUGAUAAAACUGAAAAAUGUUCCCUGAGAAAUGGCUUGCCUGUUUGUCAGAGCCUGCGGGGUCUGUGUUGGGCCCGGGGAGGCCAGCACUACCACACCUUUGAUGGGCUCAAAUAUAACUUUGAGGGUGCCUGCACCUAUCUCCUGACAGCCAGCAAAGGGGCAGCAUGCGGUCUAACACGAUUUAGUGUGUCAAAGAAAAAUGACUGCAAAGCUUCACCCUCCACACAGGUGUUAACUGUGCAGGUUUAUGGAUUCAUUAUCCGGUUCACCAGUGAAACACGCACGUUACAGAUUAAUGAUCAAGUGACUUAUAUUCCUGUUAAUCUGUUACGGGGAAAGAUCCAAAUAUCUUACAAAGAAGGCGACAUCCUGCUGAAAGCUGACUUUGGCAUGCAUGUGGUCCUUGACUGGAACUCCACUGUUGUCAUCAUGCUAGACCCACGCUACAAGGGCAACGUCUAUGGGCUGUGUGGCAACUUUAAUGGUGAUUCUCAAGAUGAAUUUCCUGAUACUGCACCUGCUUUUCCAAGUGUAAAGCUGCCUCAGGCUUACCAGCUCUUUGACAGAGACUCAAAGUGUUGUUCUAGCUGUAGGCAACAACUGGAUGUGGUGAUCCUACCUGCAGAUAAUGUGACUGAGGUUUUCUCAAGUCACAACAGCCGGUUGGCUCACUGUCCAAGUCGUGCUGAUCUGAAUUCUUUCUACCAAACUAUGGUCGACCACAUGCAUAAUGAAGACUCAGUAACUCUUAACAAGACUGUUGAUUUGUAUACCACAGUCUGUGAAGAAGUCAGUGAUUACUACUUCAACGAAGGGACAAUUGAUGCACACUGUCCACCAAACAGCCACUACAAGACCUGCGGAUCAGCCUGCCCCCCAUCCUGUGAACCCAAUGACACAAUCUGUAGAAAGAUUUGUGUUCAGGGCUGUUUCUGUAACCCUGGUUUCAUCAAAAGUCCACAGGGCUGUAUCCGUCCACAUCAGUGCGGCUGUCAGGACUCCAGAGGUAAAUACCACAGUAUCAACUCAACCUUCUGGGUCCCAGACAACUGUGGUCAGCUCUGUGUCUGCGGACCGGCUGCUGGGGAGAUCCACUGCAAUCCAGACCAGUGCCCCAAAGGAAUGGUCUGUAGGGAGCUGCGUCACAAGAGAGCGUGUCAACCUGAAAAGCCAAAGAACUGCAGCAUUGUCACUGGACUACACUUUACAACAUUUGAUGGAUACCAUUUUGACUUUAGGGACAGCUGUGCAUAUUCACUAGUUGAAACCAGCAGGAAUUUAACUGGAGUCAUGCCUUUCAAUAUUUCCAUGUCUGAUGCAAGUUGCCAUAAAAGAUUUUCUCACAGCCAAACAUUAACACUCUCCCUCUACGGGUUGGAGGUCAUGGUAAGAAAAGACAACCCAGGAAAGGUUUUGGUUGAUGGAUUGUAUAAACCUUUACCCUAUUCUCACCAGACAGGCCAUGUUAAUGUCCACAACACACCUUCAUCUCUUGUUGUUCAAACUGAUGAGGGACUAAAGCUGAUCGUCUACAAUACCGGCACUCUAACGAUUAUCCUCCCCAGCAGUUACAGCUCUGCUGUCUCUGGUCUAUGUGGGAACGCCAACAGUGACCCACGCGAUGACCAAAUGAUGCCCAACGCAGUGCUUGCCCAAAAUACACUGGAGUUUGCCCACAGUUGGAGGUCUCAAGCAGCGGAGACCUGUAGAUUCAAAUGUCCCUACAGACUGAAGCGUUGUCCUCCGGAGGCACAAAAGCUUUUUGAAGGCAACGAUUUUUGUGGAAUAUUGUUAAAUGAACUAGGGCCAUUUGCAGAUUGUGCAUCGGUAUUAAGUCCCAAGUCUUACUUCCACAGCUGUGUAGUAGAUUCCUGCUCAUAUAAUGGACACUAUUCAGCCGUCUGCAAUUCUAUUGCAUCUUAUGCUGCAGCCUGCCAAGCAGCUCAACUGCCUGUCUGGCACUGGAGGAGUGACACUUUCUGUGGUAUGCCAUGCCCUAGGAAAAGUCAUUAUGAGAUCUGUGGACCUCGGUGUCCCGCUGUGUGUGCUGGACUUUCUUCUUCAGCAAACUGCAGUGGAGGCUGUGAGGAAGGCUGCCAAUGUGAUCCUGGCUAUGUCCUCAGCGAUGGCCACUGUGUGCUGGUUUCUGACUGCGGCUGCAUGCAUGGGGGACAAUAUCACCCUGCUGGCCUGUUCUACUUGGAGAGCUGUCAGAAGUGUGAAUGUAAAAGAGGAGACGUGACCUGCAGCCCCAUGGAAAGUUGUUUAGUUGACUUGCAACAUGGGGUGUGUCAAGUUUUUUCAGGCUUUGGCUACAUUACUUUUGAUGGCGUUAUUCUGCCUCACCAUGGAGCUUGCAUCUAUGUUUUGUCAACCUUGACCUCUAAAGCCGCACACGAUUAUACUUUGCUACUCAGCUUUAAAAAGGAUACGGAUGGCAACUUCACAAUCAGCAGAUUAGUACUCCGUUUGCCUUCAUUUGAAGUGUCCAUUGAUCCUGGACUUCUAUGGAAAAUACAAAUAAACGGCGAAGACCGCAGCGUGUCCUUUGACAACGGAGAACUUAAAGCUUACCAAAUUGGCAGCAGGCUAAUAGUCACCACACUUUCAGGGUUGAGAAUUGACUUGUCCUCCACCCAGUACCUCAGGUUAAGUGUACCACAAGUGUAUGACGGCACAAUUUCAGGCCUCUGUGGGAAUUUCAAUGGAGACAAAUCUGAUGACUUGCAAAUGAGAAAUGGCCAUCUUGCCCAAGGCUUUUCAGAGUUCCUGCAUAGCUGGGCUCCAGUGUCUCCCGGACAGAACUGCACAGACACUUGUGGGAGAAACUGUGAUGAGUGCAAUCUGUCAACACAUGACACCACAGUCUGUGACACCCUGUUGGCCGAUAGUUCUGACUUCAAACAUUGUUGGAGCAGUGGUGUGGAACGUGAGGUUUACAGAUUCAUUUGCAUCAGGGCUGUUUGCGCCGGGGCUGGGCACAGGGCCCUAUGUCUAGCACUGGAAGCGUACUCUGCAGCCUGCCAGGCUAAAGGAAUAUCAGUAGGACUGUGGAGAGAGCAUGCUCUUUGCUCCCUCCAGUGUCCUGACCGCAGCAGACCAACAGAUUGUGUUGACUCCAGCUCCAACUCAUGCCCUGCUCUGCUCCAGCCUGGUUCUUUAGCAACUGGCUGUGCAGAAGGCUGCCAGUGCAGCUAUGGAAAUGUGUUUGAUGUGGGCGAGUGUGUGCCUUACAGUCAGUGUGGGUGUGCUCUUCAUGAUGUAUACAUCAAGACAGAUGAGCAACUGUACACCAAAGACUGUGCCCAGAAAUGCUGGUGCCACCCUUUAGGUGGCGUGAUAUGUGAGGAGGUGAGCUGCAGCCCGGGGCAGCAGUGUGCUCUGAGGAAUGGUUCCUGGGGCUGUGCUGACCGACGUGAAGUUUGUGAGCUCAGGGGCAGUCUCCAUGUCUCCACACUUAGCGGGCAGCAGCUAAGCUUGGAACCUCAGUCCACUUACAGUCUGAUGUCCCUCUGUGACAAGGCCAGUGAGCAGUGGUUCAACCUGAUCUCCUACUAUGGGCAUUGUGACGGCAGCUCCACACUCGUGACUGUGUUUCAAAUUAUCCUGCAUGACAUGUCAAUAGCCAUACGGGGAGGAACAGUAAAGGUGAACGGACAUUUGGUGCCCUUGCCUCACGUUUUGCCAUCAGGCCUGUCCCUGUCAUCUGGUGUGAAUGAGGACAAAUCGGAGGUCAUCGUGAUCUUGAGGAGAGAGGCUGGUUUGGAGUCGGAGCUGGAGAUAGAGAUUGGCGUUACCACGGUGACGGUCAAAGUACCUCUCUGGUAUUCAGGCAAACUGUGUGGUAUCUGUGGAAACCUUCAUGACCCUGAGUCGCACUCUUCAGUCAAGUCAUGGGUUCUCCAUGACCUUCCUGGCUGCCUUCUCCCAACUUUCUUUUUGACAGCCAUGGGGGCCCUGUUACUGUUUUGUGCUGUGGGGGCUCUGUUCAGCUAUCCAUCUAAUGCUGGAUGGGCAGGGAAGGAGUUUGCCCUCUCAUUCAUGCAGAAUUAUUUGCCAAAAUAUGAAACUUAUACAGCUCGCACGCAGCUACAGAUCUCAGCUGUUAAGGCUAAUACUAAAGUGAUGGUGCAAGUGCCUUCCUUAAACUUCAAGCAAGAAAAAACUCUUAAUGCUGAAGAGGGAGUCACCAUCAAUAUCCCCACUGGUGUUGAGCUGUACGGCAGCAAGAAGUCUUCUAACACAGUGCGCAUUGAAGCCUCAGAAGACGUGACUGUAACCUCCUUCAAUUCUAAGCUGUUCACAGCAGACACCUCUGUGAUAUAUCCAGUCACUGAAUGGGGCACAGAAUACGUCAUCUUUACACCACCCAAGUCACCCUAUAACACCUUCAAAGAAUUCGCUGUCACAAAUGGAAAAGAAAGCAACAAAAUAGAGAUAUCCCCACAAGGGGCAAUUGUGUUUGAGGGUCGCGCCUAUUUGCAUGGUUCUAAAAUGGCUGUAGAUCUUGCGCCAUACGAGAGUGUUCAGUUUCAGAGCACACAGGAUCUUUCUGGCACUAUAGUUUCCUCCCAGCACCCUAUUGCUGUUUUCACGGGUCACUCUUGUACCUGGCAAUUCUCAAAAUGCAAUCACGUAUUUGAGCAACUACUGCCAGUAAGCAGCUGGGGAACCAGCUUCCUUGUGCCUCCACUGACCUUCCAAAAAAAAUUCGACAGCAUCUACAUCCAGGCCGCCCAGACAACCAAAGUCGCUGUCCAAAUUAGCAAUCGUAAAGAGGAUUUCACUUUGGACAGGGGGCAGACAAAGGAGCUCCAUAACAAUAAUAUUGACACACUGUCCAUUGUGGCUGAUCACGGAAUCCAGGUCCUCCUGCUCUUCAAUGGUGUCUCAAGAGGCUGGUUGCAAUAUUAUGACCCGUUCUUGAUGACCAUAGUGUCCACAGACCGCUUCUGCUCUUCCUACUCAUUUGAGGGUCAUCCAGGGUUUGAAAAUGAGGCCAUAGUUGUAGCUCAGACCAGUGCAAUUGCAACGCUGCAAAUGGAUGGCAAGAAGCUACAUCCCAAAGUCCAGUGGAGACUGAUCACAGGGACAGAUUUCUCUUGGACGGAGAUUUCCUACAAAGCAACCCCUGGCAAAAGUAAACACACUAUGUCCAGCUCUGGCUCUGGCUUUGCUCUGUACAGCAUAGGAGUUGCUCAGAUGAACGGAUAUGGCGCCCCUGCACAAUGUAUGGAGCCAGGAAGUGCGUCCUGCAGCAGCAUCACCUGCAGUGCCAAUGAAAAGUGUGAGAUGAAGGAUGGGGUUCCGUCCUGUGUCCCCAAUGGAGAGAAACCCAAGCCUGGUACCUGCUGGGCCCUGGGAGAUCCUCAUUACCGUACAUUUGAUGGGCGAUACUAUGACUUAAUGGGCACCUGCACAUACGUCAUUGCCAAAAACUGUGGAAAGGAUGACAACCUCCCAGCCUUUGAGGUCCUCGCCAAGAAUGAGAACAGAGGAAGUCUCAGGGUGUCCUAUGUUGGCAAGGUCAUAGUGAAGGUCUAUGAUAUCACCAUCACUGUAGUUCGUUCUGAGAUAGGCCGUGUGAGGAUCAAUAACGUACUGUGGAGUUUGCCAAUAUCCUUGAACAACAACAAACUGUCUAUAUUUCAAUGCGGUCGCUCUGUGCUCAUUGAGACUGAUUUUGGUCUGAGAGUGCGUUACGACUGGAAUCACCGUCUUGUGGUUGAUCUGGAUGGCCGUUACGCUGGUAAAACAUGUGGUCUCUGUGGAAACUUCAAUGGCAAUCCAGAUGAUGACUUCACUACACCCUCUGGCACACAAGCCAGUUCUGCUGUUGCCCUUGGGAGCAGCUGGAAGGUGCCCGGGCUGGAUGACGAAGUUCCGUGCAGAGAUGAAUGCGUGGGUGGGUGUGGGCCCUGUGACGCCAGCCAGACAAAGGAGUGGGAGGGCAACAUGUUUUGUGGGCUCAUCUCACUUAAUGAAAAUGGACCAUUCAGCAAAUGCCAUGCCACCAUUGACCCAAAAAUGUACGUGGAGAACUGUAAAUAUGAUCUAUGCAUGGGAGGUGGUCUCCGACAUUUCCUUUGCAGUGCACUGGAGGCUUACGCUGAAGCCUGCCAGGCUGCUGGGGUCGGUAUUCUAGAUUGGAGGAAGACUGCAAGAUGUCCUGCGAAAUGUCCAGCCAACAGCCACUAUGAGCUCUGUGGCAGUGCCUGUUCUGCCACGUGUUCUGACCCGAAUGCUCCCUCCAAAUGUAAACUGCCCUGUGUGGAGACUUGCACCUGUAACGAAGGCUUUGUUUUAAGUGGAGAUAAGUGUGUGCCUGCUGCUCAGUGUGGUUGUACCUAUGAGGGUCGCUACAUUCCUGCUGGGGAGACAUUCUGGGCUGAUGACAAAUGUCAGCAGUGGUGUAAAUGUUCUGAUAAAAGUAGACAAGUUGAUUGCCAGAACAAAGGAUGUGGGGAAGGGACGCAGUGCCAGGUGGUUGAGGGCAUAAGAAAAUGCGAACCAGUGUCCCAAAGCACCUGCCAGGCCACCGGUGAUCCCCACUAUGUGACUUUCGACAAGAAGAGGUUUGACUUCCAGGGCACAUGUGUGUACCAGCUUGCUGCACUCUGCUCAAAGAACCCUGAGUUAGUGCCCUUUGAAGUCCUGGUGCAGAAUGAUCACAGAGGCAGCCGGGUGGUUUCCUUCACCAAAUUAGUAGAGAUAAAGGUGUACUCCCUCGUCAUUGUCAUUACUAAGACACACAAAGGCCUGAUUAUGGUGAACAAUGAACUUGUCAACCUGCCUGUCACACUGAAAGAAGGGAAGGUGUCUGUGCAGAGGAGCGGCUGGUACGCUGUUGUCACUACCGAUUUUGGCCUCCAAGUCACCUUCAACUGGAACAGUGCUGUAUUUGUAACACUGCCAAGCAACUACAUGGGCGCCGUUUGUGGCCUCUGUGGCAACUACAACGGGAAACCCGAGGAUGAUCUGACUCCAAAGAAUGGCGGCAAGCCCACAUCACCAACAGAUUUUGGUGACAGCUGGAAAGUGGCCGAAAUCCCAGGCUGUAAUGGAGGCGCUUGUAAAGACAAAUGUCCUUCAUGCGAUAUCACUCAGAAGGUUCAGUAUGAAUCUGGAGACUUCUGUGGUAUAAUUAGAGACCCCAAAGGGCCAUUCCGUGACUGCCAUGCCAAGGUGGAUCCAGCAGGCUACUUCGACGACUGUGUUUUUGAUGUGUGCCUGUAUAAUGGCAGGAUGGACUUGCUGUGUCAGGCUAUUACUGCAUACACUUCUGCUUGCCAGGAUGUGGGAGCCAAGGUGUACAGCUGGAGAACCAGUCAGUUCUGUGCGGUGAAAUGUCCUGCCCACAGCCACUAUGAAGUCUGUGCAAGUGGCUGUGCAGCAACUUGCGAGAGUUUGACUCGUCCUUCAGGUUGCAAGGCUAAAUGUGAGGAGGACUGCGUCUGUGACGAAGGUUACAUUCUCAGUGGAGACCGCUGUGUUCCUUUCUCCAACUGUGGCUGCUCCUAUGAUGGCCGUUAUUACCUCCUUGACCAAGUGUUUUAUCCCAAUGCGUGUCAAGAGGAAUGCAAGUGCACAAAAGAUGGAGAGGUUGAGUGCAAGAAGAUCACAUGUGGCCCUAAUGAGGAGUGUAAAUUAGAAAAUGGCCUCCAAAAAUGUCAUCCCGUUGGCAAGGGUGAGUGCCAGGCCUCUGGUGACCCCCACUACCGCUCUUUUGAUGGCCGCACGUUUGAUUUCCAGGGCACGUGCACCUACACCCUCACUAAGACCGUUGGGCUGGAAGGAACCCGUCUGGUGGAGUUUUCUGUUCACGUGGAGAACGUGCAGUGGGACCAGAUGAUGCAAAAUAAAGUGGUGUCAGUCACCAGGCUGGUUGCGGUGGAGGUUUAUGGGUUUACUCUCAAACUGAGAAAGAACAUGUUUGGAGUUCUAGUAAAUGACAUCUUUAACUACCUUCCUGUGAAUCUCAAUGAUGGGCAAGUGCAGAUCUAUCAAGACAACACGCGAUACGUUAUUGCAACAAAUUUUGGACUGCUUGUCACGUAUGACCUGGUCUAUCUCGUGACGGUCACAGUCCCUGGUAAUUACCGUGACAAGGUUUCCGGCUUAUGUGGCAACUUCAACGGUGACCAAAAGGAUGAUUUCAAGAUGCCCAACCAACAGCUCACGAACGAUGUGAACGUGUUUGGAAAAUCAUGGAAGGUCAACAUUCCCAAUGUGAUCUGUGAAAAUGGCUGCGAAGGGGACACCUGUCCUGACUGUGAUGCUGCUCGCAAGGCUGUGUUUUCAACGCCCGCUUAUUGUGGCAUUCUUAAGGCACCAAACGGUCCUUUUGUAGCCUGCCAUAGCGUACUGAAGCCAGAGUCAUACUUUGCUGACUGUGUGUUUGACCUGUGUGCCUCCAAUGGCGACGGAAAGGUGCUGUGCGACAGCGUCGCAGCCUACGCCUUUAACUGUCAUAUGGCCAAAGUGGACAUCAAAAAUUGGAGGACUGCUUCCUUCUGUCCCAUGGAAUGCCCCGCACACAGUCACUAUGAGGAGUGUGCCGACGCUUGUUCUACUUCCUGCCCUGGCCUCACAGAAAUUGUUCGGUGCUCGACCUGCUGCACAGAAGGCUGUGAAUGUGAUGCUGGCUUCUUAUUCAAUGGACAGACGUGUGUCAAAGAGAACGAGUGUAGCUGUUAUGAGAAUGGAAGGACUUACAAGCCUAACGAAGUUGUGUAUGAGGACGACUGUAGCACAAAGUGCACCUGCAAUCCGACUAAAGGACUCGUCUGUGAAAAGCACUCCUGUCCUUCAAAUACCAAGUGCAUGGUCAAAAAUGGAAUGAGGGGAUGCUACAACCCAGAUCCCUGCAAAGAUGCCAACUGUCGUGUCAUGGAGUCGUGCCGCGUUGAGAAGGGUGAGGCUGUUUGCAUCCCCAAGUCCACAGGUCUCUGCUGGGCCUGGGGUGACCCUCAUUACCACACAUUUGAUGGAUACAACUACGACUUCCAGGGCACCUGCAAGUAUGUCAUUGCCAAGACCUGUGGGGACCUGGAUGGCCUAGUUCCAUUUAUUAUCACAGAGAGCAAUGAAAACCGGGGAAACAAAGCAGUUUCCUUUGUCAAGGAGGUAGAUGUGCAAGUGUAUGGUUACAACAUCACCAUAAGAAAGAAUCAAGUUGGUCAAGUGAAGGUGGAAGGAGAGCUGGUGAAUCUUCCCAUUCAACUGGGUGAAGGUAAAGUGUCAGUGGUGCAAAGGGGGAACAUGGCAGAGGUGGUGACUAAUUUUGGCCUAGUCGUCUCCUUUGAUUGGAACUCGAAAUUUAACGUCAAGCUUCCUAGCAGCUACUACGGCCUCGUCUGCGGUCUGUGCGGCAACUUCAACGGUAAACGGGAUGAUGAACUCCAGAAUCCUGCUGGCAAACCAGUCUCCUCAGUGACAGAGUGGGGCAAGAGCUGGAAAACGCCUGAUCAGGACAGGAACAGUGCUUGCUCGGACUCGUGUGACAACUGUGGUGCCUGUACCAAAGACCAACAGAAGCUCUAUGAGACCGAUGCUUUCUGCGGGGCCCUCAAAAACAAAGAUGUGUUCGAGAAGUGCCAUAAAAAAUUGGACCCCCAGUUCUUUAUGGACAGCUGUGUGUAUGAUAUGUGUUAUACUAAGGGAGAUAAGAAGUUGCUGUGCGAAGCACUGGCCGCCUACACUGAGCUAUGCCGUGAGGAAGGAAUAAUAAUCAAGAACUGGAGGAAGAAGCUUGGCUGCCCAAUGAACUGCCAGCCUAACAGCCACUACGAUGACUGUGCCAGCCCAUGCCAGCCAUCCUGUCCAUUCCCAGAGCGAAAGGAAAAAUGCGCUGCUGUCUGUAUGGAGACCUGCGUGUGUGACAAGGGUUAUGUCCUUAGUGCUGGUGUCUGUGUGCCUGCUAAGAACUGUGGUUGCUAUUAUCAGGGCCGCUACUAUAAGCCAGGCCAGCGCUUCUGGGCUGAUGAGACUUGUGCUCGCCUCUGUGAGUGCGAUACUUCGGUGGGCAUGGUGGUGUGCCGCGAGGCUUCCUGCUCUGCCAACGAGAGAUGCACUGUUUUGAAUGGAGAGCGUACGUGCGAACCCACCGGUCAGGCCACAUGCACAGCCUCGGGUGACCCACACUACCUCAGUUUUGACGGCCGAAGGUUCGACUUCCAAGGCACGUGCGUAUAUCAGCUGGCGGGACUGUGCUCAAAGCAGCCUGGGCUGGUGCCGUUCAAGGUGAACGUGCAGAAUGACCACCGGGGAAGCAAGUCUGUAUCCUACACAAAGACUGUAACGAUUUCCAUAUAUGGCAUCACUCUCACCAUCACCAGAGAUUUCCCACACAAGGUCUUGUUCAAUGGGCAGCUUGCUUUGUUGCCUCUGACAUACAACGAUGAGCUGGUUGUGUUUGCGAGUGGCUGCACAGCUGUGGUGGAGACGGCAGCUGGUAUCACGGUGACCUUUGACUGGCGUAGCAGAGUGAGUGUGACUCUGCCUAGCACCUACCAAGGCGCAGUUUGCGGUCUGUGUGGCAACUACAAUGGAAAAGCUCAGGAUGACCUCACCAUGCCAAAUGGCCAGAUUGCACCCGAUGGAACCAAACUGGGGGAGAGCUGGCAGGUGUCCCUCGUAGCAGGCUGUUCAUCAGUCUGCUCAGGGUCAGGGUGCCCCGCACCCUGUCCAGACUCUGAGAUAAAGGUGUACCAAUCCAACAAGUACUGUGGUAUUAUUGGUGACAAAGCAGGGCCUUUCAAAGAUUGUCACAGCCGCGUGGACCCUGCUCCCUACAUGGAAAACUGUGUUUAUGAUGCUUGCCACUAUCAUGGAUAUCAACUAGCAGUCUGUGACUCUGUGGAGGUGUACGUCUCAGCCUGUCAGGAAUUAGGAAUCACCAUCGGCUCGUGGAGAACAGACGCCUUCUGUCCUAUGGUGUGUCCCGCUAACAGCCAUUACACCCUGUGUGCCACGGGUUGUCCCGCCACCUGUGCCAGCUUAAACUCCUUCGCCACCUGCCGCAGGAAUUGUGCAGAAGGCUGUGAGUGUGACGAUGGCUACAUCCUGAGCGGGGGGACCUGCGUGCCUCUGAAAGACUGUGGAUGCUCGUACGGUGGUCAGUACUACAACACGGGCGAUGUCUUCUACCCUGAGGAUCUGUGUAUGGAGGAAUGCACCUGCGGAGAGAAUGGGGCCGUGUCUUGCCAAAAGGCCAAGUGCCAAUCGGGAGAAACCUGUAAGAUUGUAAAUGGAGUGAAAGGCUGCUACCCGGAGGGGCAGGCAAAGUGUGUGGCCUCUGGCGACCCUCAUUACACUUCCUUUGAUGGAGACAGGUUUGAUUUCCAGGGCACCUGUGUCUAUGUAUUAGCCAAGGUUUGCGAUGACGACAAAGGCCGGCUGACUACAUUCACUGUCACUCAGGGGAAUGAGAAAUAUGGAAACGGAAAAGUGGCUGUAACCAAGUCGAUUGCGGUGGAGAUCUAUGGUUUAGUCAUUUACAUCCAGCAAGGAAUGCCGUGGAAAGUCAUUGUUAAUGACGAACUUAUAAACCUUCCCUUCUUCCUGAAGGAUGGCCAUCUCAGCGUCACCCAGGAAGGUCGCAACAUAAUUGUUAGAACAGCCUUUGGACUGAAAGUCCUCUAUGACACUGUGUACUAUGUUGAGGUGAUCGUUCCUUCAACAUACCGGGGCAAAAUGUGCGGCCUUUGCGGUAACUACAACAACAAAGGGAAGGACGAUUUCAGACUUCCUGAUGGCAAAAAAACUAAAAGUGUUGAUGAAUUUGGGAAAGCGUGGGUGGUGGACCUGCCUGGGAAUGAGUGUGGCGGUUGUGGAGGACAAUGUCCUGCAUGUGACGCGGCCAAGGCUGCCUUGUAUGGAAAAGCUGACUCCUGCGGCAUCAUAAUUGCGCCUAAUGGGCCGUUCAAAGCCUGCCACAGUAAAAUUGACCCGGCAACAUUUAUGUCUGAUUGUGUGUAUGAUCUUUGUGCGGCGGACGGUAGUGAAGAUGCUCUGUGUACCAGUGUGCAGGCCUACGUUUUGGCCUGCCAGAGCGCAGGGGUUCAAAUCCAGACCUGGAGGAGCAGCUCAUUCUGCCCUGCUUCCUGUCCUCCUCACAGCCAUUAUGAACUGUGCGCCGACAGCUGCGGUGGGUCGUGUGCCAGUUUUGUUUACCAAGUCUCGUGCCCUGAAGGCUGCUUUGAAGGAUGCCAAUGUGAUGAUGGCUUUGUUUUUGAUGGCGUCCAGUGUGUUACCGUGGAAAACUGUGGUUGUGUGCACAACGGCAUGUACAUGAGGAUGGGCCAAACAGUCGUGGACCAACAAUGUACAUCCAAGUGUGUGUGCCAGGCCUCUGGACUGGUGAAGUGUGAGAAGAUAUCCUGUGCCAGUGGGGAGGUUUGCGGCUUAAGAAGCGGAGUCAGGGACUGCCUCAAAGACGAGGGUCAUUGCUCCAUUAGCCCAACCGGCCAUCUGACCACCUUUGAUGGCGUGUCUGGACUGAUAGAUGCACAGGGGGCAAUUGUAGUGGCAUCUCUGUGCGAUGAGGCCUCUAAGCUGUGGUUCCGUGUGGUUGUGGACGUCAGGGUCUGCACCAAAGGAGCGCCUCCCACUGUCGUGUCCGUGUUUGUGUUCUUCAAGGAAACAAUGGUGGCAGUGAACAGCGAGAGAGUGGCCUGGGUAAACGGCAAGAAGGUGUCUCUUCCCAACAAAGUGACAGGCGAAAUAUCCGUCGAAAUGUCAGACAGCACCGUGGUUAUUGAGAGGGCGUCCGCUAUGCGGGUCACCUACACUGCUACACAUGAGGUCACCGUUAUUGUUGACAGAAACCUGUCUGAUAAAAUGUGUGGUGCCUGUGGCAACUACAAUAACAACCCCAAAGAUGAUAUGAAGACUGCGGAUGGAAAAAUUACCACUAAUGUGUCUGUAGUUAUCAACUCCUGGGGCGCUGGAGAAUUUUCCAAAUGCGGCCUGUAGAGGUGUUGGAUCUGCAUUGAUACAAGAAUAUGGUACACAGGUGAAAUAAAAUGAAAUAAAAAUGUCUUCCCUUCUCAGAAAUAUAAAAUGAUAUUUGCUCUUAAAUAAAACAGCUGCACAAUGUGGCUUCUAACCCUGUGUUUCACCCAUGUUAAACAGGAUGAAGAACAUCCCAUGUUUACAGUCUUACUCUUCGUAUUUUACUACUUCCUCUUGAUCCAUAAUAUGGUUUUGGUCCUUUCCUGGUGUCUUGGACCCAUUGUUUAUUCUGGAGAUGUUUGAGCAUGUCGCCCUUUCUUGAUCAACAUCUCCAUCUAGUGGAGGGAAAUUAUCGAUUAUAUUGUACUACGUCGGCCUUACUAUACCUUUAAAAUGUGUGUAUUGUACUAAAUGUAUUCUCACUUGUAUUCUGACUUCCAAAUAAAAAGAUUUUCAUUCCAAAA
This is a messenger RNA of Mugil cephalus (flathead mullet), 21739 nucleotides long. RefSeq names its product IgGFc-binding protein. Lineage: Eukaryota; Metazoa; Chordata; Actinopteri; Mugiliformes; Mugilidae. Gene Ontology annotation, molecular function: protein binding. The record is from RefSeq and is a predicted model, not a curated record. The transcript is spliced from 49 exons. Bases 87 to 21296 code for a protein of 7069 amino acids.